GGCACCUUUGUCUGCUGGGAUCCUGGAGUUGUUUGCAAGAAAAAGGCAAGCAGCAAGCUCAGCAGACCAAAUGUCUGGAGGACAAAAGAAGAGACGGGUUGGAAUAGUGGGCUAUGGACACCUAGGGCAAUACCUUGUGAAACAGCUCCGAGAUAACGGUGUCCAACAUGGCUUGGAGCUGGCCUUCGUUUGGAACCGGGAUGCCAGGAAGCUGGAGGGCACGGUACCACUGGAGCUGAGGUUGGCAAAGCUAACCAAUGUAUUGGACUGGCAUGCCGACAUCAUUGUUGAAGUGGCACAUCCCUGUAUUGCCCAAGAACACGGGGAGUCAUUUCUCAAAGCCACAGAUUUUAUGGUGGGUUCGCCGACCGCCCUGGCAGAUGUAGGCACAGAGCAAAAACUACGAGAAGCUGCACGACGGGCUGGGCACACCCUCUACAUUCCCAGUGGGGCUCUAUGGGGUGGCCAAGACAUCCAAAGGUUGGACAGGGGAGGGAUGCUUCAGGCAUUAACCGUCACCAUGGCAAAACACCCGGACAGCUUCCGGCUGGGUGGGCACCUGGGGGAACUGGCUAAGGGUGCCCGGCAGGAACGUGUGGUGCUCUACAAGGGACCCGUGAGGCAACUCUGUCCCCUGGCCCCCAACAAUGUCAACACCAUGGCAGCGGCCUGUAUGGCAGCACCCAGCCUGGGUUUUGAUGGUGUACAAGGCUGCCUUAUCGCUGACCCUGUCCUCUCCAACCACCACGUGGUGGAGACUGAGGUGACUGGGCUUGGAGGUUUCUCUGUCCACACCAGGCGCAAGAACCCAGCUGCUUCUGGUGCUGUCACAGGGGAAGCCACCUUUGCUGCUUUCUGGAGCAGCCUCUUAGUAUGUCAAGGCCAUGGAGGCCAAGUCUUUCUUUGCUGAGCGGCUACACUCUCAAGAGGAUAUGCUUUUGGUGCUGGAGAUUCAUUUACACUGAGCUGGCAGGGCAGCAACCCUCAAGCCAAGACCCCUCCCCAAUCUCCUCCCACACCUUGUUGCAUGUUUUAGUAAAAUGGCGGCGAACCUUUUUCAGGCCCAAGUGCCCAAACUGGGGGUGGGGGAACUAGCAGGAGGCGCGCUGUGGUGGUGGUGGAACCAGAAGUGGUGGCGGAAGAGGGAAUCCCGGACAUGGAGGUGCCUCAAGACUCCAUUCUGGAUCCCCCACCAAUGCCAGCAGCUCCGGAUCCUGGCCCGCCGAAGUGGCCUGUCGAAGUGCUAGCACCGCGGCUGCAGCUGCCACCUCAGGUUUGGCUGACUUAUGGCUCGCAUGCGACUUAUGGAUCUGGCGACUUAUGGCUCGCAUGCCCCCAGAAAGGGCUCUGCGUUCUAGCUGUGGCCCACAUGCCAUAAGUUUGCCAUUGUU
Molecule: messenger RNA, 1391 nt
Organism: Pogona vitticeps (central bearded dragon)
Lineage: Eukaryota; Metazoa; Chordata; Lepidosauria; Squamata; Agamidae
Gene: ASPDH
Product: aspartate dehydrogenase domain containing
Biological process (GO): NAD+ biosynthetic process
Molecular function (GO): L-aspartate dehydrogenase [NAD(P)+] activity; NADP binding
Source: RefSeq, a predicted model, not a curated record